This is a messenger RNA of Phytophthora sojae, 3150 nucleotides long. RefSeq lists its product as hypothetical. The coding region runs from base 1 to 3150 and encodes 1049 amino acids. Gene Ontology annotation, molecular function: protein binding. NCBI's taxonomy places the organism in Eukaryota, Oomycota, Peronosporomycetes, Peronosporales, Peronosporaceae. The record is from RefSeq and is a predicted model, not a curated record. The transcript has 2 exons.
AUGGCGCACGACGGGUCCUCGGACGACGAGUCGGCCUUCCUGGAUGCGCAAGAGACCCACGAAGACGACGGCACGCUCGCGGUGCCCAAGACCUCAGUGGAAGAGGAGUUAUCGCCCAGUUCGUCCUCUGCGUCGCCCCUCAAGCCCAGUUCCCCCGCUGUAGUCGGCCAUACCAAGGCCGUAUCAGCCGCUGCAGCUCCUAUAUCACUCUCAAUCAAUGGACAAGACGCGGGCGGUUCUAAUGAGGCCCUGCGCGGCUUCUGGGACGCCCGGAGACGCACGCAAUCGGCCGGGAACUUGCAGCCAGGUUUAUCGCCUAUUGGCCCUAAUCCCGUGGCCUUCCUGGCCAGCCCCGCCCACUCAGAGUCCGCCCUGAGGGUGCACAACGAGAAGGGGGGCGUGGCGCCCCCUCCUCCGCCCAUAGCGGUGAGAGGGGCGACAGAUACGAAACCUAACGGGUUUAUGGCUAUUGGAGGGAGUUUGCUGGCCGGGAUGGCGGACUUUGCAGGGAUCAAGUCCCCCAGAGGGCCCGUGCAGAAGGUUCUGGUGGAGUACCCGACCCCAGGCCCGUUGUUCGUGGAUUUAUUCUCCAAAGACGACGGUACAGGCGCUAAAGUUAAGGGAUUUAGGCGCAAACCCGAUGGAUCCAUGGCAGACGCUGAAGCUUCUGGACGGGUGUUUGCUGGGGACAUUCUGGUGGCGAUUAACGACGUGGACGUGACCAAGAUGGUGUUUGCAGACAUUAUUACGACAGCUAAGGAGGCGACGUUCCCGUUGACGCUGACGUUCCACAGCUACCAGUCGAACAAGGAGGAGGCGGAGAAGCUGAGCCAGCAGAAGCAGAUGCCGUCAAUGGAGAGGAAACACUCGAGCGGACCGCUGCCCCCGAUAUCCCCGUCUAGCAGUGGAGGGUGGAGUGCCAGGCUCAGUCAGAUGACGAGGUCCGGCUCGUUCGACCAGAAGACCAGUGGAGCGGAUCUAGGUGCUGGCACUACACCACCCAAGUCGCCAUCUUCGGGUGAGGCAAACACGGGCAAGUUUGGGAUUUCGCUGGGCAAGGUGCGAAAUACGGGGACAGACGGCGUCAAGAGCUUGUUCCGGAUCAUGGGCAACAAGCCGUCGCGGCCUGAGGAAGACAGGAAUGUGGUGAAGGGAUGGAUGAACGAUCUGGCUUUGAAACCACACAGCAGCGUCUCCUCGGGUGGACGUCAUCGGAAGACUCCAGCGAAUACGAACGCGGAUGUGCUCCAUUCGACCCCGAUUGUGGCUGUGACGACUGGAGGCCGCUUUGUUGGCGUGUUGGAUGAGGAUAUUCACGAGUUCGCGAUGACGUGGUUUCGUAAGACGCCGCCGGAGAUGGAGAUUCGACCGAUUAAAGGAGUGAAGCGCUGCCCGUAUUUCGCCUCAGUGGACGACGUAGGCGCUGUACUAUCACUGCAGUGCGAAUCGCUUCGCUUCCCGCAGUUUAAGCGAGUGGUGGAGAUGCCUCGGCCUCUGGUACUUGAUCCGGCUGUGGGGAAUAUGGUGGAUGUGCUCCUGGAGGCCGGGGCGGGGUCAUUCUCAGCCACGCUGGCGAGUAACGAGCACGACAGCUUUCAGGUGAAGAUAUCGGCGGAGUCUGUUAGUCUGGUCAAGAUCUCGGAGGACGAGGGUGAGGGUGGCGUGGUUGUGAAGGCUGACUACUCCACGUUCCUUCAGGUUUUACUCGAUCCUGCCGACCAGCUCCGAUUCACACUCAAGGUGAAAGAGUUUGGAGGGUUUUUGGGCAAUCGCGAUGGAGAUGUCUGUGAUAUGAAGAAGCGACAGCCUCAGCUCGAUACUCUGUCGUGCUUCUUCUUGGUGGCGCAAAAUCGGCAGCACCGCGACAUCUUGACGCUGUUGAUUCGCAAGUUCCGCGCUCGUGUGCUUACCCCCGAACAAGAAGAACACGCGCGGAAUGACGAGCGAGAUCUGUACAUGGACCCUGCCUUUGCCGUCGCAGUGGCCCCACCUCCACCUCUGACUACCUUGAAAUCUGGAGGAUCUGCUUCGGGGGCCCUUUCUCCAGCUAGCAACUCAGCAAACGGAGGUGAGAAUGCUGUUGAUAAUUCAUUUGUCGAAGGCCGUCUGGCUGCGCAGGACAGAGAGAUUGCCAUGCUGCGUGAGAAGUUGGUGUCGAUGUCUGUUCUCCUCAAGACGGCGGAGCAGGAAACCAAGCAGGUCACGGCAUGUCUCGAGGUCAAGGACAACCGGAUCGAGCUUCAGCAGAUGAAAAUUCGGCAGCUUGAAAAAUUUCCCGGACAAUGCGACUCGCAAGCGCGUGAACUACAAACUUUGCGUGCGAAACUGGAAGAAGAGGAGAAGCGGCAUGCGGCCUGCCGAGACGAGUUGCAGCAGCUUUCAAGUGCCGUGUCGAAGCGUUCGUCGGAGAUGCACGACCAAGGUGUCCAAACGGAGGUGCAGUUCAUGGACGGAGACGCCUCUGCAGACGCUGCUGUCGGGUUUUCGCGCUCCGGGCUGGAGCGUGACACGUGGUUCGGGAGUGUUGCUACUGUGACUGCAGACGACUUGCAGCAGCAAAUAAAGAACCAGCAAUCGCAGAUUGCCCAGCUCAAGGAUGAUCAGGUGAAUCUGGUGGCCGAACGCAAUAUGUUCCGCGCCAAGUCAACGGAGUUGUCUAGAGAACUUCGCAAGCUCAUUGAGGCGAACAACAAUCGCUCGCUCGACGACCUUGAAGCGCAACUCGCAGAACGUAGCAGCUUACAAACGGAGCUUGCCAUGAUCAAGGCGGAGGCAAAGCGCUCGACAGACGAAGUGGCGGAGAUGAAGGAGAUGGUUGACCGAAUGAGUGACAAGGACAAGGGUGCUAAACGUCUCGCGGCCCAGAAUCUUGAGCUGCAGCGCACUGUGUACCAGCUGAAGGAUUCGCUGAGCGAGUCGAAGGAGCAAGUUGAUGCCGUCAAGAAAAUCAACAGCGCUCUUGCGUCGCGGCUCCAUCGGCUGCAGCCUGACACCCGGGGCAGUAUCGUCGAGGCUCCACCUACCUCUCCAUUGACAAGUAUCCCAUCCGAUGAUGAAGAUGAUGAAGACGACGACGACGAUGACGAAGAAGAGGAUGAAGAGCUACAGGACGGCAUUGCUGCUUUCCGAAGAUCUUUGGUUGGGCAGUAA